Ambispora gerdemannii is the source of this 990-nucleotide messenger RNA. The record is from the annotation of a GenBank genome assembly. Lineage: Eukaryota; Fungi; Glomeromycota; Glomeromycetes; Archaeosporales; Ambisporaceae.
AUGAGCACACAAGAAAGUAUGGAAAUUGACCCGCCUAGCUCUCCUCCGCCACAACCUCCUACUGUCGAAGCAGCAGAUCCCACAACAACAGCUGCUGCUACCUCAACGACAACACAACAGAGUAUCUCUAAUAGUGAUAAAACUAUUGGUGGUAGUAGCAGCGAAGGAGGGGUGGUGAGUACAGUCGUGUCCACCGCGACCAAUAAUUCUGGGUUGACAGUUGAAUUUGGACGCGACGUUGAAAUAUCCAAUUCAUACGAAUUGUCGUUUAAUAUGAUUGACGGACACGUUAUUAUCGAUAAAGAGUAUUUCACAACGAAACAGGAACAGUUUCGUCAAGUCUUUCCGCAAUUCGAUUUCCUGGGUUGGUAUACAUUAGGACCAUAUCCUCUCCCGGAUCACAUCGAGAUACAUAAACAGUUACAAGAAUACAACGAAAGUCCCCUAUUCCUGCAAAUGAAUCCACAAGAAAUCGUCACCUCAAAAAACCUGCCAAUCACCGUUUACGAGUCAAUCAUCGACAUUAUCGACGGCCAGGCAAACAUGCUCUUUAUUAAAGCACAAUACAAGAUUGAGACGGGCGAGGCAGAACGUAUUGCUGUUGAUCAUGUGGCACGUGCCUCGAGUGGUGACGGGGUUGAAGGGUCGUCAUUAAUUGCGCAUUUAACUACACAAGGAAAUGCAAUUAAAAUGUUGCACACUAGAGUUAAGAUGUUGCAUCGAUAUUUGGUGGAUUAUAAGAAAGGCGAAUUGGAAGCUGACCAUGACAUACUUCGUCAAAUAUCCAGUUUAUGUAAUCGCAUGCCGACAUUCGAAGGAUCCGAAUUCCGAGAAGAAUUCUUGACGGAAUACAAUGAUGUUUUGCUUACAUCGUACCUAGCCACCAUAACAAAAGGAACAAAUUCAAUAAAUGAGUUGGUAGAUAAAUUUAAUAUCGCAACACAUAAUCAAGGAAAUAGAAAUCGACGUCAUCAAUCAUUUGGAUGGUGA